AUACACACAACAAAAAGUCGUUGUUGCACUGUUGCUAAAACCCUUGCGCACAAAAUCUACAUUUUCCAAAAACAGGGGAUGAGUUCUAAUCGAUUACCGCUUGCAUCAAUCGGAGAUGAAGACCGAGAUUCCGAGGAAUUAUCGUCAUCUACGCAAUCGACCCAGUCCGAAACCUACAUGGUGGGUUUCAUCGUCGCCAACAUUGUCGGUUUACAAUACUAUUCCGGCCGGAUAAGUGGCCGAGAAAUGGUUGGUCUUGUUAGGGAACCAUUGAAUCGCUUCGACUCCAACGCCAUCAAAGUCGUCAAUACUCGAACUAUCCAAGUUGGUCAUAUCGAAAAGAAGGUAGCUAGUGUACUUGCCCCUUUAAUCGACUCAAAUUUGGUUCAUGUUGAAGGGAUUGUACCCAAAACCCCUAAAAACGCAGCUGCGUAUAAAAUCCCAUGUCAUAUUCACGUUUUUUCAAAGAUUGAAGCUUUUGAGAUCGUCAAAUCCGCAUUAGGGUUGUUUUUAUUCUCGCCAGAUGAUCCUUCGUUUAGUAUGUCUGAAUCUAUGGUCGUGAAAGAGAAGAAAAAGGGUGAUUUGGAUGAGAUUUUUAAGUUGGUCGACGAUAAUUCUAGUAAAAGUAUGGUGAAUGGAGUUAUGGAGCCUCCAGAAGAUUUCAUUUUACCGGAUCUUUUUCUGCAUCAAAAGGAAGGUUUAUAUUGGCUGCACCACCGUGAGAACUCCGACGAGCUGCCACCCUUUUGGGAAAAAAGGGACGAGGGUUUUGUGAAUGUGUUGACCAAUUAUCAGUCCGAUAUUCGACCCGAGCCUCUACGUGGUGGGAUCUUUGCUGAUGACAUGGGAUUGGGUAAAACUCUCACUUUACUUUCUUUAAUUGCGUUGGAUAAAUGUAAUGAUGUAAACGUAAAUGAAGAAUUGAAAGACGAGGUUUUGGUUGUCCCAAGUGGUAAAAGAUCAAGAAAGGGGAAAAUGAACAAAACCAUUAGGCCUAGUAAGAAACAGAAAAAGGAAGAAAACAUAAGUGAAAUUGGCUCAAAAAUGACUUUGAUUGUUUGUCCACCUUCUGUUUUCUCAACUUGGAUAACACAACUAACCGAGCACACAAAAAGGGGAAGGCUAAAAGCAUAUAUGUACUAUGGGGAUCGAACUCAAGAUAUCUUAGAGCUUCAAAAGUAUGACAUAGUCUUGACAACUUAUAGUACACUCGGAAGUGAACUAAAUAACACGAAUACACCCAUAAAGAAGAUAUCAUGGUGGCGUGUGAUCUUGGAUGAGGCACAUGUAAUCAAGAAUCAUAAGGCAAACCAAAGUGUUGCUGUGACUAUGUUGAAUGCUAAAAGGCGAUGGGUUGUUACAGGAACACCCAUUCAAAAUGGCUCAAUGGACUUAUACUCUCUCAUGGCAUUUCUAAAAUUCGAUCCGUUUUCAAUCAAAAGCUAUUGGGAUAGAUUAGUCCAACGACCAAUCGCUCAGGGGAAUGCAAAAGGGCUCUCAAGACUCCAGGCGUUAAUGGCAACUAUUUCUUUAAGGAGGACGAAAGAAAAGACCGAGAUUGGGUUGCCUCCAAAAACCAUCCAUACAUGUAAUGUGGAGCUUUCUGUAGAUGAACGUAAGCUUUAUGAUGAGAUGGAAUCAGAAGCUAAAAGUUUUGUUGAGAAAUAUAUUGCUAAUGGAAGUGUGACACACAAUUACUCAACUGUUCUAAGCAUCAUUCUAAGGCUUCGCCAGAUAUGUACACAUACAGAAUUGUGCCCUGAAGACGUUAGGGCAUCACUUUCAUCCUACAAUUUCGAAGAUGCAUCCAACAACCCAGAACUUUUAAAGAAAUUGGUUAUACUACUACAAGAUAGUGAAGACAUAGACUGUCCAAUUUGCCUCUCUCCACCAUCCGAACUAAUCAUCACAUCAUGUGCCCACAUCUUUUGUCAAAACUGCAUAAUCCGAACACUAAAACAUUCAAAAUCUCUAUGCCCACUAUGUCGCCACCCUUUAUCCGAAUCCAAUCUUUUCUCACCUCCACCCGAGGUCAACAAACUUCCCUCUUCCUCUUCCUCUACCUCCUCCUCUUCCUCCAAAGUAACUGCCCUUUUAAAGCUUCUCGAGGCAUCAAGAAACGAAAACCCGUGUAUAAAAUCGGUUGUAUUUUCUCAGUUUCGUAAGUUGUUGCUUUUACUUGAGGAACCGUUAAAAGCAGCAGGGUUUAAAACGAUUCGGUUGGAUGGUGUAAUGAGUGGGAGGAAGAGAGCGGAUGUGAUUAAAGAGUUUGGAGAUUCGGAUGGAUGCGGGCCCACGGUUUUGCUCGCGAGUCUUAAGGCUUCGGGCACGGGGAUUAAUCUCACGGCGGCUUCGCGGGUGUACUUGAUGGAGCCGUGGUGGAAUCCGGCGGUGGAAGAACAGGCGAUGGAUCGUGUCCAUAGGAUCGGACAAAAGCAGGAUGUGAAGGUUGUGAAGAUGAUUGCUAAAGAUAGUAUUGAUGAGAGGAUAUUGUUGUUGCAGGAAAAGAAACAGAAGCUAGCGAAGGAGGCUUUUAGGAAGAAGGGGAAGGAGGAGAAAAGGGAUGUAAAUUUGGAUGAUCUUCGGACUUUGAUGUCGUUGUGAAAUAGGGCGAAUGUUAGUUUGAACUUGAGUUACAAAUGCUUUCUUUUUUUGGUGUAGUUUGCUUGUGUGUAUUAAUCAUGAAGGAAAAAAAGUUGUUGGUUUGUCAAUUUGCAAUUAAAUCAAGACGGAAAGUUGGUUCUUAACGGGUCUAUUUGGCUUAACG
This is a messenger RNA of Lactuca saligna, 2767 nucleotides long. The record is from the annotation of a GenBank genome assembly. Lineage: Eukaryota; Viridiplantae; Streptophyta; Magnoliopsida; Asterales; Asteraceae.